AUGGAUCUGAGUGGGAACAUGGAUAAGCAGUCAGUGGAGAUUUCUGAAGAGAUCAACAAGAAGAAACAACAUACAAGAGAAACUGAAACACUUCUCAGCAGACUUCACCUUCAAGACAAACACCAACAGAAGUUGUCAUCAGCAGAUUUUCUUAAAGUAGGUCCACCUGUGAAACAGGACCAAGAUAUAUCUGAGAAAGAUCUCGCUCAUACUUUUCUUAAGAUGUUGAUGUCAUUAGACUACAGAGCCAGAUUUAUUCCAGUUAGACAGGACAGUCAGGAGCUGAGCCAAUCAAAACUUCAUCCAGAGUCUGACACUGUUGACACAGACGAAAGUGAUUUAGAUGAUUUUUACGAAACAACUGCAGCAUUUGAUCAAUCCAAAAUAACUCAUGUUCAUCCAAUGGAUGUUCAAAUGGCAGUGUUUCACUGCUCAGACAGCUUUUUAAAGCAGAACAUGAUAACAAAGCUCUCACAAUGUCAGUACGCCUUACCUUUGCUUGUUCCAGACCCAGUCACAAUGAACAUUGACUGUCCUCUGUGGACGUUCAGAAAAAUAACAAAAACAUGGAAGAAAGCUGAAAUCAAAGAAAAUUCAAACACUGUCACCAUGUCCAUCUGCAAAGCUGAGACAGCCAUGGUGUCAUUUCUCCGCCUGGGUUCACUGUCUAUGUCUAAAUCUCAGCUGAUGAACACUUUGAUCAACGACCGUCACAGCACCUUCUUCCACAGAAACUGCCCAGGUAGCACCAAGUCUCGGCAUUUGAUGGAUGGUGUGGCAGAGAUUGCCUGGUACUGUCCUGCUGGAAAACCCAAUGAUGCUUUCACUGACUGCAUUGCCUUCUGUAAUCUCCAUGGUGAUGCUCUAACAAUAGCAAAACAGCGUGACAUACUGACAGACAAAUCUUCAGUCAAUGUUGUUCUUGUACCAACUCUUCAGAAAGGUGACAAAAGUACUGCAGUUAUCUCUGCCCUUCUCAAGUCUCCAAAGCCUCUCAUUGUUCUCAUUGCUGAUAAUGAUUGUGGAGCAGUUCAGAUGAAAAAGGGAAAGUACAAAUUGGGUAUAAAGGACAGAAACCUGUCAGAAGUUUCUGAAGAACUGAAAAAAGUUAUUGGAAGAUUUUUGUCUGGACCACAUGAAUCCUUCCAGCUUGAAACCAUGGCUGAGGUCUCUGGAAUCACAGUGGAUGAAGAUGACGAAGUCUGCCGGAAUGGGAAAUCUGCUGCAAUGAAAGUAGUUAAUCUGCUUCAGGGAAUGGAUGUUUCAAAGAUCAAAGAUACAUGUCUCCCUUGUCAGGGCCAACUAUGGCAUGAGUGGUGCAAAAAAAACAAAGAACUGUAUCACCUCAAAGGACAUAUUGAGGAUGAGAAAUGUCAAAAGCAACAGGAACUGAAACAAAUUAGACAGAAACAAUGCACUGCUUCCUGCACUGAACUAAUGAAGUUGUUCACUGAAAACCUCUCAUCUUUACCAUCAACAGACAAAAAGUAUUUCCUGAAAUGGACUCAGAUCUUAAUAGAUGCUCUCUCCACAGAUGAUCUCUCAUUAAUUCGCCAAAUCUACCAUGAAAAGUGGUCUGAAGUCUUGGAAUUGAAGAAGAAGAAGCAUGACAAAACUGAUCUAAAGGAAAAGCAAAAAGAGCUUGAAAAGAUAUCAACAAAGCUACAGUCAGCAACUUUUGGCUUGGAGCACAUCUUUAGAGAAAUGGGACAGAUCUAUGAAGCCCAUGCAUCUCUGCAGAAACAAACAAAGAGGGAACAGACUGACUGGUCUAAAUACCCUGAGCUGGCUGCAGAACUGAUGAUAUCAGGACACCCAAUGGAGCUGAUGGAUGGUGAUGCAGGUCAUGUGCCUUUAACAUGGAUCUCUAGUCUAUUAGAUCAAGUCAUCAAGAAACUGGGCAACAAGACAAGAGUUUUUGUUUUGUCGGUAUUAGGCGUACAAAGCAGUGGGAAAUCAACAAUGCUCAAUGCCAUGUUUGGCUUACAGUUUGCAGUGAGUGCUGGCAGGUGCACCAAGGGGGCCUUCAUGCAGCUGGUCAAAGUGUCAGAGGAGAUCAAGAAAGACUUUCAGUUUGACUACAUUCUAGUGGUGGACACUGAAGGACUGCGGGCUCUUGAGUUGGCAGGUAACGACACUCUCCACCACGACAAUGAACUGGCAACAUUUGUUGUUGGUCUGGGAAACAUGACACUGAUCAACAUCUUUGGAGAGAAUCCAGCUGAGAUGCAAGAUGUUCUGCAGAUUGUUGUUCAGGCUUUCAUGAGGAUGAAGAAAGUUAAACUUUCUCCAAGUUGUGUGUUUGUUCAUCAGAAUGUUACAGAUAUUGCAGCUGCAGAAAAAAACAUGGAUGGAAAGAGACGGCUUCAAGAAAAACUGGACCAGAUGGCCCAACUAGCAGCCAAAGAGGAGGUUUGUGAUGCUGAGUGCUUCAGUGACGUCAUUGCAUUUGAUGUGCAGAAGGAUGUGAAAUACUUUGCUCAACUCUGGGAGGGAAGUCCACCUAUGGCUCCUCCAAAUCCAGGUUAUAGUGAGAGUGUCCAGGAGCUGAAGACCAUCGUCCUCUCUAAAGCUUCACAGUCUGCUGGGAUCACUCUCUCACAGUUCAAAAGCAAAAUUCAGGACCUGUGGAAUGCCCUGUUGAAUGAAAACUUUGUUUUCAGUUUCAAAAACACACUUGAAAUUGCAGUGUACAGAAAACUUGAGGUCCAGUACGGUAACUGGACCUGGGCCCUGCGGAGCAACAUGUUGACCAUUGAGAACCAGCUUUAUACCAGAAUUGAAAAUGGAAAACUUGACAAGGUCGAGCUUAAUUAUCUUCAAAAAGAAAUGAACAAAACCUAUGAAGAAAUCAGAAAAGCAUUGACAGCAUACUUUGAUGAUGACAGAGACAAAGAAAUGUUGGUUCAGUGGCGAGGACGAUUUGAAAGUAAAAUCAAGGAAUUUCUUGAUGAAGAAUUGAGAGGAGUUAAACGAAAACUGGAUGAAGUCAUCGAGCAGAAGAAUGCUUGUAAAAAGCUAGAUGAUAAGAAGACAGAGUUUGAGAACAAGCUGCUACAAAAGAGCAAAGAGCUCGCUCAUCAGCUAAAAGACAAGGCAAAAGAUGAAGAGGAACUUAAAAAGCAGUUCAACUCUGUCUGGAGUGGCUUGGUCCAUGAACUAACUGCAGAUAUAAAACCCAUUGAGGAUAUCAACUAUGAAGAAGAUCAGACAACUAUCCUUCAGGAACCUGACUCUAAAACUUCUCUCAUCACUGAAUCCAAAAGCAGUGGAAGAUACAAAGAAUUAUCAAAGGUUGGUGAUUAUUCUGAAUAUGUAUGUCCUACCAAGUUCCGAGAUAUAUUCAACACGGGCAAAAAGGAUAUAUGUUCAAAAGCACGACAUUACCUUCGUGGUUUGAAGAAUGAAGAUCAGCAACUUAUCAGAUCCUUCAUCAGUGAUGUUGAAAAACAGUCACUUGAUGCAAUAAAGAGCAAACCUGUUGCUACAAGAGGGUACAGAUUAACUUACUUGCAAGAAGUGGCCAACAAAGUCAAAGAAAAGGUGACAGAGUUUGAAUCAAAGAGCACAUUUUCUCUGCAGAAGGAGUUCACAGUUGAUCUCUUACUGUACGUGUUUCACAGAGCAGAGAGUUGGCUUUUAGAGUCCCACAAGAAAUUCAAAAGGAACAACGAUGCACUCGCCUAUGUACAAAGCAAAAAAAUGCAAUACUACAACAUUUUCAAAAGCUUCUGCAAAGGAAGCUCGUCUGCUGUUGUUCUUGGAGAACUGAUCUGUGAGAAACUGAAGAGUUCAACUGUUGAGGCCGUCUGUAACAAGACUGCCAUUGAUCUCGCUGGAGAGAUGAAGUGCAACAUCCCAGCAUUCAACGGGAACAGGCUGAACUUGGAGAAACAUUUGUUGAAGUCACUGGCAGAGAAAGAGGACUUUGAUGGUUUUAUCACCUACAUCCAUGACCCAAGAAACCAAGCAGAGUCUUUUAUAAGCAAGGAAGUACAGAAAUACAUCUUCACAGAUAACAGAGAUAAAGCAAUGAAUAUACUCAAGAAAAAUGUUGAAGACAUCAGAAAACUUGUGAGUCAGGCUUUAUUUGAUGCAACAGAGAAAGUCAAAGAACAGAGAGGAGACUCAGACAUGUGGAUGGAGGAAUUUUCCAGUUUGCUAGAAGCUAAGCUAACAUUUGACACCAUCUGUUGUGAAAACUUCAGUGACAUAAACAACUUUGACUUUCUUAAAGAAGAGACAGAAAAAGGCCUUGAAUCUGUUAUGGAGGAAGUCAGCAACCACUCAUUGGAUAAAAUGGAGGAAUUCAGGAUGAAGCCUGAUGAAAUCCUCAUCGAUCAGCUGUGUAACUGCUGCUGGGUAAAGUGUCCAUUCUGUUCAGCUGUUUGUACCAACACACUGGAAGAUCACAGUCCUGACAAACACAACGUCCCUUUUCAUCGCCCCUCUGGGAUUAAGGGAUGGCACUAUAGAGCGACAAAGGACCUGGUCGUUGAUUUCUGCACAACAUUAGUUGCCAGUGAUAUAAGUUUCCGCCCCAAUCAAUCAGAUGAGUCCUUUCCUUAUAAACAGUAUCAAAGUGCUGGGGGAGUGUAUGCUACAUGGGAGAUUACUCCUGAUGCAUCUAAGAUGACAUACUGGAAAUGGUUUGUAUGUCGAUUUCAAAAGGAACUGGAAGACCACUAUAAAAAAAAAUUCCAAGACAGAGGAGAAAUUCCCAGUGAGUGGAGAAACCACAGUAAACAAGAUGCUAUUGAAAGUCUGGAUGACAUGUACAAUCUGUGAGUGAUUCACAAACAAACAAGCUCUCCUCAAAGUAACAAAGGCCAAAGUUUCUUCAUGUGACUGAAGUAGUGAAGAGAGAGAAAAUACAUUAACAAUGAUGAGGAUUAAUCAUUUCUAGAAUGAGUAUAAAGUAGCUGCUUUUAAUAUAAAUAUGUAACGUUUUGCAGUAUGACAUUGAGUUGAAGGGACUCAAGAAAAAUCCUGUUAAACAAGGAGAAUGCAAGGCAUGUAUAAUUAUAAAUUGCAUGUUCUCUGCCAUUAAAGAAUGAGGAGAAAUUAUGAGACAUCAGAAAUAGUUCUAGGUUUUUUGUCUAACUAAAAUGUGUAUUUUGUUUUUGUUGUUUCUUAAUUUUUAUGGAAUUUCGUACGUGAAUGUUUAAAGGGAAACUUAUUUAAAAAGUAAUAAAGAAGGAGUUUCUUAUUUGUCGAAUACUAUGGUCGUAUUUUUAUUUUUCAUUUGUAAUAAAAGCAUGGGACAUUUUAGUGUUGUUUAAAGCUUAAGAGCAAAGGGUUAAGAUGUUAAGCUGACACAUGUCAGAUCUAUACAAUUUAUUUCAUUUGAAACAAGACAUGGCACCUUUAAUUGGUUGAGAUUUUUUUCUUUUUUCUUUUUACACAAUCUAGAUCUCAUUAAAAUCAUUAAAAAAGGAUUUUCUUAAGUGUUACAUAAAUAUG
Centropristis striata (black sea bass) is the source of this 5463-nucleotide messenger RNA. RefSeq names its product interferon-induced very large GTPase 1-like. The coding region runs from base 1 to 4788 and encodes 1595 amino acids. The transcript is spliced from 2 exons. NCBI's taxonomy places the organism in Eukaryota, Metazoa, Chordata, Actinopteri, Perciformes, Serranidae. The record is from RefSeq and is a predicted model, not a curated record. Gene Ontology annotation, molecular function: GTP binding.